This is a messenger RNA of Hyaloscypha bicolor E, 2384 nucleotides long. RefSeq names its product glycoside hydrolase family 18 protein. NCBI's taxonomy places the organism in Eukaryota, Fungi, Ascomycota, Leotiomycetes, Helotiales, Hyaloscyphaceae. Gene Ontology annotation, molecular function: chitinase activity; chitin binding. Gene Ontology annotation, biological process: carbohydrate metabolic process; chitin catabolic process. Gene Ontology annotation, cellular component: extracellular region. The coding region runs from base 296 to 1948 and encodes 550 amino acids. The record is from RefSeq and is a predicted model, not a curated record. The transcript has 4 exons.
AAAUAAUUGUGGGCAUACUAUUUGUGUGGGCACUGAUAUUCUAGUCUCUCAUUAGCUCCACCCUGUUUCAUUCUGACAGCUGGACUAAAUCGACCCUGGGCCGUGGCAGCUUGCUUUCCAUCCGGGACCGGUCCCACUCUAGCCCACUUGACAACUUGCCUUCCCGUAUAUGAGCAUACUUUUUGGCCCUUGUGUUUCUUUCAUCCUCAAACACCUUACAAUAUUCUACUUUCAAUACUCACACAUACAACUUCUCACCGAAAUCUCGACAACACCUCUUUGUUUUUAAUUAACUAUGAAGCUCCCUUCAAUUUCUUCUUGGACAACCUGCCUCUUGGUUGCUAUAACAGCAGCCAAUGCCACCCUAAUCUCCUCCGCCCACACAUCGAAAUCAACCGAUCUUGCCGCACGAAAUUCUCCACAUGCUGGAUUUCGCAACGUUGGUUACUAUGGCGAUUGGAAAACCUACAAGAACUUCAGCGCCAGCGACAUCCCAGCGGAGCGGUAUACGCAUCUAAUCUACUCGUUCGCUAAAGUUGACAAGAACACGGGUGAAGUACUUCUCAGUGACGAAUAUGCGGACUUAGAGAAACAUUUCCCUGGUGAUCUAUGGGACGGUAAAUCAAACGCUUACGGCGAGAUCAAACAGAUGUAUCUUCUCAAGAAGAAGAACCGUUCUCUAAAGACUUUGCUUUCUAUCGGGGGGUACACGUACUCUCAAGAGGGACAGUUUGAACCAAUGCUCGCAUCCGAAUUGACGCGUUCGACAUUCGCCUGGUCCGCGGUUCAAAAGAUGUUUGACCUUGGCUUCGACGGCCUUUCUCUCGACUACGAAUACGUCUCAUCCCCCGUCGAAUGCCACCAAAUGAUCGAUCUCCUAAAGAAGAUUCGCACCGCGAUGGAGUCAUACGCCAAGUCCACCAACUCGGCACCGUUCAUCAUUUCGUACGCAUCUCCGGCCGGAGCGAAAAACUAUCAGCACCUCGAUAUGCCAGCCAUGGAUAAAUACAUCGACCAAUGGGACUUCAUGGCAUAUGAUUACGCUGGAGCCUGGGACACAACCUCGGGCCAUUCUUCUAACCUCUUCGCCAACGCAGAGAACCCUUCUCACACCCCCUUCAACACAGAGUCCGCCGUGGACUACUAUAUCAAUCUCGGGAAGAUCGCGCCGGGGAAGAUUAACCUUGGUUUGCCGCUGUACGGACACGUCUUUGUUCAGACCAAGGGUCCAGGCAACGAUUACGAUAAAGCUGCAUCAUUGCAAGAAGGUGACAAAGGGAGCUUCCUUUACAAAGAUAUCCCUUCAGCUGCCAACAUCGUCGAGCUUCCUGAACUUGGUGCUAGUUACAGCUACGAUGCAGGGAAGGAGUACAUGGUUUCCUACGAUACCCCCAACAUCGCUCGCCAAAAGGCAAAGUGGAUCAAGGAGAAGGGUCUCGGUGGCGCCAUGUUCUGGGAAGUUUCUGGGGAUAAGACUGGCGAUGACUCUUUAGUUGCCACUGUUGUCAAAGAGCUCGGCAAGUUGGAGAAAAGCAAGAACCACUUGAGCUAUCCUGAGAGUCAGUACGAGAACAUCAAGAGUGGCAUGAAGGGAGAGGGCGAGAAGUUUCAUGCUCAGGAUGUGGGAAGAGAGGAUGACGAGCCUGCUGAGCCUGCAUCUCAGAAGGCUGAGGAGAGCAAGGCGACUACUACUCGUCCUGAGCCCUUUAUCGACGAUGCAGUCGAGGUGGAUGACAAGGAGGGCAACCAAGAAGAGGGCACAGAGGAGGAUGAGGAGGAGGGAAGUGAUGAGAAGAGAAACCAGCAGGCACACGAUAGCAAUUCUUCUCCUAUCUUCAAUACCAGCAAGAAUAGUGCCAAGAAGUCCGCUUCCUGCACUCAUCUAGCGCCAACGGUCGGCCAAUUUGGGGCCACUGUUGCAGGAACUAUCUUGAUCUUUUUGUUGUAAGGGAUAUCACUCUUUUGGGAUUCGGCGUUUGGUAAAAAGUUGCUUGGUUUUCGCGUCCUUAAUAACGUGUUUGUUGCGCCGCUUCCGUAGAACACACAGUGGGCUUGCUGCCCUGUAUUGCUCAGCCUUUUGAGAGGCUAAGGAGCUGUUGGUUGCAUAUCCUCUAAUUCGAUAGUUUUUCUUUUUGGGCACGGGGGAUUAUUGGGUUGUCUUUGUUUAUAGAUUGGGCACUUUACAAAUACAUCAUCAUUUUUAUUUGCAUACAUAGGUUUUGACACAGGCUUUUCAAUUUUCCGGGGGACUUUCCUGAGCUCAUGGAGGCUGGGUGUAUAGGUCUCGCUGACUGUUUAGGGCUUAACCGAACUGGAAAGGUUAAUGCCGGGUGAAUACUAUACGGAGGUAGCAAUUCUCAACAGAAUGAUGUCCACGAAUCGCG